AAUUAAAUCCAUUGGACAUUAAAUAUUUCUCAUUUUCCCAAUGUCAUGUUUUUGACAAAAGUGAAAACAUUAUAAAUAAACGUAAUUUUUCUCGUUUAAAUAAAAAAGUAGAGUAAUCUCAAUGCACAUUAAAUAGUCGUUAAAUCGCGUGAAUAAUAUCAAACGUAAAAAACAAAAAUAGACGGAGGGAGUACUAGAUGAAAGCUACCUUUUAAUGCAAAAAGGUCAGCUUUUACCCUUUUUUUUUUUUUUAAACUCAAAAAGGCUAACUUUUACUUAUGAGGUUUCACUUAAGUUAAAAAUAAGGUAUAUCAAUAUAAUCCGUAAAAGUUAAGAAUAUCAAUAUAAAAGUUAGCUACGGUGUAGUAAAAGUUAAGAGAAAUUGUAUAUCAUUUUACCUAACUUUUGCUACAUGAAGGCCCACAAAAUCACAAAAUCUAUCUAUACUAAUAUAUGUAACAAGGAUCGAACACUAGACCUCUUCGUUAAAAGUUACACUUCCUACUAUCUUAACCAACGUACCACAACUUACAUUACAUCUUUCUAUAUAAACAUAUAUAUUCUUUUGACGUUAAAUAAUACAUUAAAUAAAAGUGGAUGCCAAAAAAGGAAUGAUUACUUGAUUUAUAAAUGUACAGUUAUUACUUUUCUAGCUUAAACCUCAAAAACAAAAAGAAAAAAAUACGGUGUAGUGUAAUAAUGAAUAAGUGGGGAAAUAUUGAGGGGGGUUGAGUAAUAUAUCAAAUAAUGAUGAAGAAAAGUAUCUAACUUUGUUUUGAUUUUCGAAUGCGGGGUUUCAUAUUUGGGAAGAUUGUCGAUUGGCCACUAAUCUUGUGUCACCACCAUAAUGUGAUGUCAUUUAAUGUCGACGAAGACACGAUCUAUAUGUGCACAUUUUUACAAAAUAAAUAAAGCCGAAUAAAAGUCAAAACCCGCACAACGCCCUGACCACACACUAGUUAAUCUGUUAAUAGCCGUGGAAAUUAGGGUUUCGCUUUCGGCCAAAUUUCGGUGAAGAGUUUCGCGCACUGGUGGGUUUUAGGUAAUUGAUCCGAUUAUUUAAGUUAUGAGGUGGAGUACGAGAUUACUCAGGAGAUAGUGGUGCCGGAGAAGAAGAUUAAUCAGAAGGUUCCUCUGGAGUUGAUGAGGUCGAGGAAGAAGAAGGAGCUUCCUUGGGAGUUGGUGAGGUCGAGGAAGAAGCUUAUUCGGGAUUUUAUGAAGAAACAUCCUCGGGGGUUAGUGGCUUCGAAGAACAAGCAGAAAAUGACUCCGGAUUUGGUGCAGUCUAACAAGGAGAUUCCUUGUGAGUUGAUGCAGUCGAAGAAGACAAAGGAGACUCCUCCUGAGUUAGAGGUAUUGAAAGAUAUGAAUGUAGAUAUGGAUGAAUUAAGUAAGUAGUUAUUUCCUGGUAAUCCUAUGAAAUAUUGGGAUGAGAAAAUACUUCGUAUUGUUUAAGCAAUUAGAUAACAAUUAUGAAGAAGACGAUGAAGAAUAUUAUCAUGUUGAAGAUGUGACAAUGAAAUUGGGAAGUUUAAUCACAGAUGAAUGCAAAAAGGAUGACUUGAUAAUUAAUCAUGACAUCAAACGUGGCGAGCUUGUUGAUAUUGAAUCCCUGUUGUUCCCUUGUCGAAACGAUUACCUGGUUAGUAGAGAUGGUCGUAUUGUUACAGCUGAGAAUAUUAGUGGUAAAUUUGUCAUGAUUUGUUGUUUCUUCUUGCCUCGUUGCUGGUCUAGCUCUGCCUGGAAAGCUGCAACAGCAUGUUAUGAUAUGUACUCUAAAUUGAAAGGUGAUUUUGAGAUGGUAAUUGUGGCAAAUAUGAGAAGUGGUUGGACAUGUCAUAAGGCUGCCUUGAACAAAUUCUUAGACGCCUUUCCUUGUUGUUGCCUUGCAGUCCCGUAUCAUGCUAAGUCUCGUCGUAAUAAUUUAUGCAAGUUCAUUGGUGGAAGUUUUAUCGUGUAUCUGAGUUUAAAAAUGAAUCAGUCCGUACGGAUGCUUUGAAGAAUCUCAAGAAUCCAUCUUCUCUCGAGGACUUUUUAUGUUGCAAAAAGUCCGACUUUGUCUUCAGGAAGGUUUCUCUAGGAAAUGGGAGAUUCCGUCUUGAGAAUGUGGCUAUUUCAGAACUCAAAUCCAAGCUUGUAGGGCUGUACCUCUACACUACGGGACAUUUGUUUCCUUUGCUUCCUAAAAUUGCAGAAGAGUGUUUGCAAAGUGGCAAUGAGUUGGAGAUUGUGGUGGUUUAUGUUCCUGGAGUACACAGAAGCCAGGAUCCGCGAUUGUUCUUAAAGGCUUUUUACAAUGUGUUAGCGAAGAGGAAUCUAUCUUGGUGGAUUGCACCCUAUAACAAUACUACAUCCAUUGUCCUGGAAGAAAUGUUUGAGAAGGGAGAAAAGGUAGUCAUUUUGGGACCCGAUGGCCAAUUUGUUGAUACUCGUGGAGCAGAACUCAUGCAGCUUUAUGGUUCGUAUGGAUAUCCCUUCACUCUCGAUUCUAUUAUCCACAAAACUCUGAAAGAGCUAAAGCAAGUCACCCUAGAGUCCUUCUUGAAGUCACUAGAAAUCCCUCCUUGUACAGGGAAAAAGAAGAAGAAGAAGAAGGUUCUGUUUUACUUCGAUUAUCCAUUCUGUAUCCAUACUAAGAUUUAUGAUGCAGUUAAGCGUUUCAGCAAGUAUGAUGAUGUGGAAAUUAUAAUGGUCUCCUUUAGUGAUGAAGAUUUCGCGAGCAAGAUGAUUAAACUCGAAGACAGUGAUAACUCACAUAAGGUAGUGUGUCAUACAAAGAGCUUCGACAGGAGUAACAAGUUUUUCUUAAGGUUCUUCAAUAGUCAAUUUCCUACUAUUGUUGCAUUCGGAAAAGAUGGCAGGAUUUGUUCAGUAUAUGCUCAUCUCCUUCCAUCUUCUGAUGAGAAUAAAGCUCAAAUUAAAGGUAAUCUACUUGAAGAAGUUACGUCAAAAUUGGCUCAUCUUUUAGAAAAUUAUGUUAAAGAGGAGGUGAGGUUUUAUCGGGAUAAUGACUUUUUUUCAGAAGGACUAGAGUACAGGCGAACUAGGUUCUGGUAGACAUUGUUGUGGGUCCAUCCCACUUUUGUGGGCCAUUUGACCGAAUUGGUAAAAAAAGUGGAUGUUAAGUGACAAAUUGGUAAAAAAAGUGUCUCAUGCGACAAUUUGGUAAAUUUAAAUCACAACGGCUACGAAUAGGUCACAAAACCGGUCGGAAUUUAGAAAAUCUAAUCGCGUGACUCACACGCUCCUAAUAUUAAAGUUAAUCUGCUUGAAGAAGUUACUUCUAAAUUGGAUCAUGUUUUAAAAAAAUAUGUUGAAAAGGAGGUGAAGUUUUAUCGCGAUAAUGACUUUUUUUUAGGAGGACGGGAGAAAAGGCGAAAGUAAGUUCUGGUAGACGUUGGGUAUGCUUGAAAUCGCAAUGAAUGACAGACAAAAAGAGACAUUUUAUUUACAGUUUGGUUUGUACUAAGAAAGUAAGAAUAACGUUUCCCGUCAAAAAGAAAAAAGAGAAAAAAAGAAUAACGUUUGUAUUAUAAUUUGGGUCGGGCAAAGGAUGUUUGUUGUUAAGCAAUAAUGUCAACAGUUAGUGGACUAGCUGGAAAUAGACUCCCCAAAGUUAGAGUGCCAUACUUGUGCGUCGAUAAAUGUCUGAUUAAUUCUGCACCAGGGCACGUCUUUUACUCA
Messenger RNA from Spinacia oleracea (spinach), 3684 nucleotides. Its product is annotated as probable nucleoredoxin 1. The transcript is spliced from 3 exons. NCBI's taxonomy places the organism in Eukaryota, Viridiplantae, Streptophyta, Magnoliopsida, Caryophyllales, Amaranthaceae. The record is from RefSeq and is a predicted model, not a curated record. The coding region runs from base 1927 to 3057 and encodes 376 amino acids.